Cryptococcus wingfieldii CBS 7118 is the source of this 4539-nucleotide messenger RNA. RefSeq names its product rho GTPase activator. The record is from RefSeq and is a predicted model, not a curated record. The transcript is spliced from 11 exons. Lineage: Eukaryota; Fungi; Basidiomycota; Tremellomycetes; Tremellales; Cryptococcaceae. Bases 1 to 4539 code for a protein of 1512 amino acids. Gene Ontology annotation, cellular component: cytoplasm. Gene Ontology annotation, biological process: actin cytoskeleton organization; signal transduction.
AUGUCCUCCUCCUCAAACCCGAGGGGGAACGCUCCUAUACCAGGCAGCUGGACGAACCGCCCAAGUCUCGACGACCCUCGGCCCAGCGCUGGCGCUGCUUCCACCUCCCGAAGGUCCAUAGACCAGCGCCAAUAUAACGCGGGGCUCGAUGCGUCAGAGGGAUCACGGAGAAAUAGCUUGGCGAGCGACUCGAUACACAACAGCCCGUCGAGCAUGAGCUCGAUGCGGCAUCUGGCGCGAUAUGACGACCAGCCCGCGGCCCCUCCUGGGUCCUACCCACAACAACCCGUCGGCCCUUCCAUAUCGUCUGCAAGACUACCCCGAAUAACAACAUCCUCAAUGGUCGAUGUUGACAAGCUGAGAGGAGAGGAAAGCGGGCCAAGGAGCGCCCCGGCGGGACAUCAGGCUCGAGCAGCGAAUGGGCAGGGGUCGGCGCCGAUACGAUCCAGUUCGUCGCCUGAUCCAUGGGCCAACAAACCGCGCGACAGCUCAUCAACAAUCUCGCCGGUAGAUGCUCGUCCCAAUCUUGCUGGAGGCGUCCCAGGCGGAGGGGUGACUCGGCAACAGGGUAGUCUACUGCCCUAUGCUCCUUCAACAGAUCGGCGCGCCAGUCCUGCUUCUGCCGGACGCCCUCUACCCCCUCGACAUGGCUCCGACCGCUCAACCCAUUCUCAUUCCUCUGCUGCUGCAAACGCCGAGACGACCACGCCAAGCGGCGAGCCGUUACUGCAGUGGCCACAGCCGCGUACGACGCGUCGAGAAGGAGGCUCAACGAGCUGUGGCCAGUGUGGGCAAGUGGUCCAUGGGCAGUUUGUGAGGGCGAUGGGAAAGGUGUACCAUUUGAAUUGUUUCCGAUGCAAGGACUGUAACAAGGUCGUCGCGCAAAAGUUCUUUCCGGUCGAGGACGGCGACGGCAUGUACCCAUUGUGCGAGCGGGACUACUUUGCCCGUCUGGAUCUCAUCUGUACAAAGUGCGAUCAGGCGCUGAGGGCGAGCUAUAUAACCGCAUGCGGCGCCAAGUACCACGUUGAGCACUUUACGUGCCACGAAUGUGACGUGUUGUUUGGCCCGAACGACUCUUAUUAUGAACAUGCUGGCAGAGUCUACUGCCAUUACCACUACUCUACGCAGUUUGCCGUCAAAUGUGUCGGAUGCGAGACGGCUAUUCUCAAGCAGUUUGUUGAGAUGAACAGGAACGGAAGGAAUGAGUGUUGGCAUCCGGAAUGUUACAUGAUCUCCAAGUUUUGGAAUGUCCGCCUCGCGUCCAAGACGUUCAACACACCCGCAGCGUCUGCAGUGGCCUCGACGGUAUCCCUCCUUGAAAUGGCCUCCAUCACAGCACCCGGUGCCCCCGUCCUCUCUACCGACCCCGCUUCUCCCCUGCCUCAUCAAACCCCCAAGCAAUCCGAGUUCAGCCUGUCUCCCCAGGAAUUGAAGGAAAGGCAAGAUGCGAUGGAGCAAAAGGUGCAGCAGAUCUGGCACGUUCUCUCGGGAUACGAAGAAAGCUCUGCAGCCUUGAUUGGCGAUAUGCUGAGGGCAGUGAAUGAGAAGAAUCUGCUCGAUAUCAUCUUGUUGGCUGAGAGGUUCAUCUUGCAUGUGGAGACACUCUUCGCGGUCAUUGAUGAUAUCGAGGCGCAGUUUGCUGUGACGAGAGCCAAGGGCAUGCCUCAUGCACGGGAGGCCAAGCAACUCUGUAGAAAGCUUGUCAAUCUCUUCUCCAACAUGUCUCAGCUUUCGCCAUCUUCAUCAGCACCAUCACCUUCCAGCGAGGAGCUGUUUCAGCUCAUCACACAGCUCGCCCAUUACCUCAAGAUACUGAUCAGAAUAGCCUUGACGGGUUCUAUCAAAUUGGAGAGGGACUUUGGGAACAAGAAGGCAAUGGCCAAUUGUUUAGCGAGGCUGAACCUGCUGGCCAUGGACGGGGGUGAUCCUAGCCUGAGGAGGAGUAUGGAGGCCUUGACACGACGACCGGAGGGUUUUAUUCCUAGCACGAGGGGUGUUGCUUAUGGCUAUCGCAGUCUGGCUCCCGAGUACACUGGCGAGACGACUCUACGCGGACCCCAAGGCGAAGACUUUAUCCCUCCCGAGGGCUGUGCCCAUUGUCGUGCUCCGAUAGAGGAAGACUGUGUACGGCUCGGUAUGUUUUUGCGGUGGCAUUCAUCCUGUGUUGCCUGUACGACUUGUGGCGAUACUGCUCUGCAGACUAUCACCAUUCGAGACGACGCCACCGACGACGGCUCUGCACAUUCCCAUACCGACAGUAAUAACGGUAUCGUCGCUCGAGCGACUGCAUCUAUCGAGAAACGCGCACCACCCCGGGUCGAUUACUUUUGGUAUGCUCCCAAGCACUUUCCUGGUGCUACUCAAUCACCUAGUCAGAUGUGGUGUACUCCGCACAAAAAGGGCGAGGGCGAAUGCUGGCAAGGGUUUGAAGGUGUCUCGCGGCUGGAGCAGUAUGCGUUCUUACUGCACAUUGCUCUGCGGCGGUUAUACGUCCAUUUCCGCGUGCACCAUAACCUCAACAGUGUUCGCGAUCAUGGCAUGUCUGACCGCGCGGAAUCCGAAGUCAAACGUAUGAAGUCUGUCACUCUCGACCGCAAACUCUCUUCGACCGCCCGUCUCCCACAGAGGUCAAUGGUUGUCGAGUCCCCCGCCGGACGUAUGGCCGACGAGAAUGGUCAGGUCGUUUCUGCUCGAGUCGAAGGUGAUUCGCCAACUCCCCCGGCACCAACGCCAAAGGAGAAGGGUGCAGCGGGCAAGUUUGGCAUAGAGGCCCAGCCGGUGGUGGUUACGCCCAACAAUGUUGACGUCCUGCGGCCGCCCUUUGCGCGAAACAAUACGAAUGUCAUGAUUGUCAAGGAGAACAGUGGAGAAGGGGCUUCGUCUCCUCCACAAGCGAUGUUGGGUAUGCGCAAAGUCAGUGCGCCAAAGGAUGAUGAUGCCAUCACACUGGCGGACAUCUCCAUGCUGGCAGGUGCAGGCAAAGACCGGCAGCCUGACAGUCGCCCUCUCAUGUCAAGUCUCACCAACGUCCAAUCUGUCAUUAUCCGUCACUUCGCCCUUCUCCAGCUCCAAAAGACUGCCCUGGCUCCGCUCUUUGACCUGGAUGACAUGCUCGAGCUGCUGGAUGGCCGCAAAGGGCAAUGGUGGAACAAGAUUUUCAAAGGGAAUGCGAAAAAGGACACCAAGAAGAAGGGGCUGUUCGGAGUGCCAAUCGAGGUGCUCGUGGAGAGAACGGGGUCGGAUAGUAGUCUUGGCGCACCAAACUCUCAGGUGAGGGUGCCAGAAUUCAUCGAGGACAUAAUUUCAACCAUGCGGCAGAUGGAUAUGGCUGUUGAGGGUGUAUUCCGAAAGAAUGGCAACAUUCGUAAACUCCAAGCCUUGUCGGAAGCUUUGGACAAGGACUCUACUGCCGUCAACCUGUCGGAAGAGAACGUGAUCCAGCUUGCUGCGUUGCUAAAGAGGUUCUUGCGAGAGAUGCCGGAGCCCCUCUUGACAUUCCGGUUGCACAAGUUAUUCUGUGCUGCUGCUUCUCUACCAAAGUCCGACGAACGGACCCGAUGCUUCCACCUUCUCGUGACUCUUUUGCCACGCUACAACCGAGACACCGUGGAAGUCCUGUUCACUUUUCUCAAAUGGGUUUCCUCGUUCUCCUACAGGGACGAAGAGACUGGUUCACGUAUGGACCUUGGCAACCUGGCAACUGUCAUCUGCCCUUCCAUUCUGUAUGCCAAGGGCUCGAACGUGGUCAAAGAUGAUUCCUUUACUGCUAUCGGAGCUGUGCAGGAAUUGUUGGAGAACCAAGACGAGUUCUACCGCGUGCCAGGAGAAUUGCUGUUCGUGAUUCAAGAGGGCAUCUGGAAGAUCUUUGCAAAAGAUCUGGACCUCCCACCCAAGGAGAUCCACAGACACUGCAGCAAGUACACUCAAGCCCGAAGCGCUGCCCAACCCCAAUCUCAACGGCUAGGCAUUCCCAUGUCCACCUCUUCGAGUCAGGUGUCUAACCAAGCAACGAAUUCUCGAUCUGUCGAGCCUUCGCGAAUGAGCUUGGUACUGAAUGCUUCUGGCUCUGACCCUACUGUCAACAACGUGUUUCGACCACCACCCGUCCCUCUGAGUGGCUCUCGGCCCACAAGCUGGAUUCAGCAUCAGCAAUCACACUCCCAGCAGUCCCUCCAGUCUCUGCCUGGGCAACGAUUCCCCUCUCCCUCUCCAACCCAUGCUGGCCCUGGCCCCAUGUGGGGUCGCCCACCUGCGGCGCCUUUCCAAGGGCCUGCCGGCAGCAGCGGUUCACGUGGGUCAUCUCGCGGGUCUGCUCCCAGCAGUCCGGCACCUGGCGAUGGGGAGAGGCGGAGCUUCCAAAUGGAUCGCGAGAGGAGUUGGACACCGACGCAGAGCGAGGGUCACGAACCGCAUUUGCCGCCGCAGGCGUAUAGCGGAUCAGGGCUGGGCCUCGUGCCCGGCCAGGCAGCGCCGCCGGCAGUUGUCUCACGACACCCUUACGCGCAAGGAGGAGCUGGCCAUGCUCAUUACAGAUAG